Aspergillus lentulus is the source of this 1158-nucleotide messenger RNA. RefSeq lists its product as uncharacterized. Lineage: Eukaryota; Fungi; Ascomycota; Eurotiomycetes; Eurotiales; Aspergillaceae. The record is from RefSeq and is a predicted model, not a curated record.
AUGAAGUCGUUCCUUCAUUCUAGUCCAUAUAGGCCACGCAGACCGUCGCAGUGGGGUGAAAGUGUGAGGCCUGAUGUCUGCAGUACCUCACGACAUCGCCGGUCCGGCAAUUCGAGAACGACCUUGGUCACCGUUCUGAUGGUACUGCUUCUGCCGUCGCUGGUUUCCGCAGCUGCGAUUCUAGAUGACUCUCACCCACUAGCUCAUGGCAUGUUCCUGUCGCGAACUGAGGCGUCUCCGAGCGGACAGAGUGUAACCGGCGAACAUCUGGAUAGUGGACAAUCCCGAUACGGCAAAACCUGGGUGAUCGAGAGCAGUCUAGCCGACGAAGCAGCCACGCUACCCAUCCUCGUCGCCACCGAGGAGGACGUCGAUGAACGCACUCCUUCGCACCUUCACACUCGUGCAGACCCGAGCACCGACUCGCUGCCGACACCCUUUGACACCAGUCUCUCCAACAACUUCACAGCCGACAGCUGCCCCAAGUUCUUUAACGACUUCCUCUCCAACUCAACCGUCACCUCCUGCUACUCCAUCUCGCUCCUCCUCCACGACUCCACCUCCUUCUUCCACACCCUCACCUCCGCAACCGCCACCUCGCACGUCCUCGACCUCUCCUGCGCCGCCUCCGUCGACACCUGCACCUCCAUCUUCAACCGCCUCGCCACUAACCUCCUCAAAGACGACGCCUGCGGCAAAGACUAUAAGCUCGGGAACCCGCUCGUCGCCAGCGCCUACACAGGCUUCAUCACCUACGAGCCCGUCUACCGCGCCACCUGCCUCAAGAACCCCGACACAAACGAUUAUUGUUUUGUCGACGCAGCUACCAACGCCUCCUCCCCGCAGAACCUCGACACCUACUCCAUCCCCGCCGGGUACCCCACCGACGAAGCCCCCUGGCCCACCUGCAACGAGUGCCUGCAAGCCAGCAUGGAUAUCUUCAGUCGCUGGGCGCAGGUCGACGGCCAGCCGCUCACGAGCUCCUAUCUCCCCUCUGCAUUGGCGCUGAACCGGCACUGCGGCGAUAAUUUCGCGAAUGUGAACAUCACCGUUGGCGAGAAAGCGAAAACGACGUCGGGGGCUUGGAGGCCCUCAGCGGUCGAUUGGCGGUUGAUCGGGUGGACGGUGGCGCUGAGUCUUGGGAUGUCGCUGCUGUGA